This is a messenger RNA of Leptopilina heterotoma, 7725 nucleotides long. Its product is annotated as sushi, von Willebrand factor type A, EGF and pentraxin domain-containing protein 1-like. The transcript is spliced from 31 exons. The record is from RefSeq and is a predicted model, not a curated record. Gene Ontology annotation, molecular function: calcium ion binding. Bases 60 to 6692 code for a protein of 2210 amino acids. Lineage: Eukaryota; Metazoa; Arthropoda; Insecta; Hymenoptera; Figitidae.
GUAAUAAAUUUAUUUAUUAUUCUUUGUGAAUUAGUGCUAAUUGCGUAUGAGUAGAGAAAAUGGGAAAAUACAUACGGGCAUUAAUCAUUUUUUUAUUGUUGAAUAUUGAUAAAAUUGAAAAUACUUCUAAUCAUCAGCUUUUCCACGAAACAAUUGAUAAUGAAAAAGUAAUAUUUCUCAAUUAUGGUGACAAUAGUACAAAGGAUAAUCAACGAUAUCAGUUAUCAAUGAAUCCCGAGAAACAUUUUCAAAGAAAAAUCAAUUUUCUAGCAGAAAUUUUAAAAAAUUACGUCGAUCAAUUGCGAACAAAUUUGGAGCAGGUGGACCUUGUAUUUCUCGUGGACGCUUCCUCUUCAGUGGGAUUGGAAAACUUUAAAAGUGAAUUAAAUUUCGUGAAAAAAUUAUUGUCAGACUUCACCGUUGAACCAUCGGGUACCAGAGUGGCGAUUGUCACUUUUGCCGGUAGAAAAAACGUCCAUCGCAAUGUUGAUCAAAUUUCUGAAAAUGAACCAAAUAGUCAAAAAUGUCAGUUAUUGGGUAAACAAUUGGGAAACAUUAAAUACACAGGCGGUGGCACUUUUACAAUGGGAGCACUAUUGGAAGCUUUGGAUAUUCUUGAGAAGAGUAGGAACGAAACAAAAAAGGCUGUUUUUCUAAUAACUGACGGCUACAGCAAUGGAGGCGAUCCACGAGCAGCAGCGCAACUUUUGAAAGAAUCUGGAGUCACGAUAUUUACUUUCGGCAUUGGCACAGGAAAUGUGGAGGAACUUUUCGACAUUGCCAGUGAACCUGGGCACAUGCACAGUUAUUUGCUGGAUAGUUUCUCCGAAUUCGACGCUUUGGCUCGUCGUGCUCUUCACAGAGAUUUGAAGGCUGGCAAAUACGUGCAAGUGAAGGGAGCAGACGAUUGUGAUUCGUUGUGCGAGGAAAAAACAAAUGGCACUGAAAGCUGUUGUGAUGAAUUGGCGACUUGCAGCUGCGGAACUGCGACUGGACAUUAUGCCUGCUUGUGUCCUUUGGGAUACUAUGGAUCGGGGCUAAAAGGCUUUUGUCAACCCUGUCCGAAUGGAACCUACGGAUUCGAAACUAUUCCUGGGGAUUGGAUUUCUGCAUGUAAUGUUUGUCCCGACGUUAAUCAUGUUACAAAAAAAGUCCCUGCAAUCGACGUGGAGGACUGUGUCUGCACUUCUGGAUUCGUUGCGAAUGGUAGUAAAUGUGAAGUCAUCAAGUGUUCGAAACUAGAAGCACCGGACAAUGGAUAUUUCGUGAAGGGAAACGAAUGCAAUAAUGUUGUAAACGCCGCUUGUGGAAUAAGAUGUCGAAUUGGAUUUCAUUUAACUGGUGACAGUAUUCGACUGUGCCGGAAUAAUGGCACAUGGUCUGGAAUAGAACCUCAAUGCCUAGUGAAAACUUGUCCCUCCUUAAAAAUCCCAUCGCAUGGGAAAAUGAUGUGCACUCACGAUGAUCAAAAUGAACAAAGAAUGCUAAAUAAUUUCACAACUUCACAGCCAAUUGACACUCGAUGUGAGUUUCAAUGUGAAAAGGGUUUUCAACUUCGUGGGAGUAAAGUUCGCAAUUGUUUACCGCUUUCUAGAUGGGAUGGACUUCCAACUUCUUGUAAAGAAAUCAAUUGUCAGCCAUUGACUCCAAUUACAAGUGGAUUAAUAACUCCGGAAAUUUGUUUGGGGCCCCAAAGAAUUCCAUUUGAAACAAACUGCAAAAUUCACUGUAAAAAUGGUUAUGAAUUACAAGGACCACAUAACAGAACCUGUAUUGGUCGUCAUGGAAUAUGGUCGAAUCGUCAUAAUCACAAUCAAUGUCUUGAUAAAACACCGCCCAAUUUAACAUGUCCGGAAAGUAUAACAGCCAGUUCUCUGCCGGGGAAAAAUUUCACCUUCGUUAAUUGGACAAUUCCAAUUGCCAGCGACAAUUCAGAACUCGUUCCCCUUGUUUGGAGCAAACCGAACAUUGUUUUUCCAUGGAGAGCAGAAAUUGGUACACACGCGAUUACAUAUUUUGCUCAGGACGAUAGUGAAAAUAAAAUUCAGUGUCAAAUGUUUGUUAAUAUCACUGAUAAUGAAUCGCCGAUUGUAGAAAAUUGUGAAAGUCCACCAGUUUUCUUGUCAGAAAGUGCAAUGGGCGCUGGAAAUGUAACGUGGGAUGAGCCAGUUUUUUAUGACAAUUCCGGAUAUCAGUUAAAAAUAGAGAAAAGUCACAUUCCUGGAAUGGAAUCUUUUCCAGUAGGAAUAACAAAAGUGACUUAUAAUGCAACGGAUGAGUUUGGAAACACCGAAAGUUGUCGUUUUAACAUAACAGUGGAAGAUUCUUGUCAAGAUGUACCAACGCCUUCAAAUGCAUUUUCAAAAUGUCAUGACGAAGAUAAAAACGGUCAAGUUCACUGUGUAAUUACUUGCGACAAAGGAUAUGCUUUUGUAUUCGAUUCGAUAGAUUCUUUUCAAUCGGAAGAAAAUUUAAUUCUCACAUGCAAUUUUGUGAGUCAUUCUUGGAAUUACAGUUUUUUGCCCGAUUGUUCAGUCACACAAAUACCACAAUCAAUCUCUCAGGAUGCUGUCGCAAUUUUUGAAGGACAAAUUUGUGACAACUCUUCAUUAUUAGAAAAUUUGACUGAAAGUAUAAACAAGGAUUUGACCUCAAAAUUAUUGGAAGUGUGUGGAAAUGAAAUUGACUGUACUUUAGUUAAAAUUGAACCAAAAUGUGAAACAGAAAUUUCCGAUAAUACGAAUCAAUCGAUUAUUUUAAAUCGAACGAAAAGAUUUAUUUCCAAAACACAAAAAUUUAAAGUAGUACAAAAUUUACAAGAGACAAAUGAUAGUGAAACAGAAAUUAAUAGUUUACAACAUAGGAAAGAGAGGCUUGUAAUUAAAUUUAAAUUUAUAGGAAAAAAUGCAGACAAUCAUGGAACAAAUUCUAAUCAAGGGACAGCAAAAAUACAAGAAAAGUUACAAAAGCUAUCGGAAUCAAAUUUAUUUAAUAAAGAAACAAAGCAAACGAUUGAAAAUUUAUCAUUAAAUUAUCACACAAUGUUUAAGGAAACGUUAAAUAUUUGUGAACCUGGUAGUAUUAUGAGAACAUACGAUUGUGUAAAAUGUCCUGCAGGGACUUUUCACAAUUUAAUAAAAAAUUACUGUCAAUCGUGCAAAAUUGGAGAUUAUCAGGAUUCGAUCGGUUCAAUCGAAUGCAAAAAGUGUCCUAAUUUUACUACAACUUGGAAAAUUCGUGGCAAAUCUCUAAAGGAUUGUAAACCACUUUGUCAACCGGGUUACUAUUCUCAUAGAAAAAAAUAUAAAAAAUUAGGACUCGCCCCUUGCACUUCUUGCGAAAUUGGCUUCUUUCAAUCGAACUAUGGUCAAAGUGUUUGUAAAAAAUGUCCCGAAAAUUUCACAACUGUUCAUCGGGGCUCCAAAAGUCAAGAUAGUUGUAUGCCUAUAAUGCAUAAUCCAUGUGAUUUUAAUUUAUGUCAAAAUGGAGGCACUUGUCAGCGAGAAGUGAACGAUUUUAGCUGUGAUUGUCCAAAAUAUUUUAUUGGCUCCAGAUGUGAAACAUUUAAAGAUCCUUGCAGUUCUUCGCCGUGUUUGCAAAAUGGGAGUUGCAUUUUACAAAAUCAAACUAAAAUUGAUUAUGAAUAUGUAUGCAAAUGCAAAACUGGAUAUGCGGGAAAAAACUGUCAAUUUUACAUUGAUGAAUGUGCACAAAAUCCAUGUAAAAAUGGAGGAACUUGCAAAAGCUCUGACCUGGAUUUUCAUUGCGAUUGUCGACACGGGUUCGAAGGUGAAUUUUGUGAAAUAGAAUCAAAUUACUGUGAACUCUCACCUUGUGAAGAGGGUUCAACUUGCAUUAGUAGCAAUAAAACAUGGCGAUGUUUAUGCAAACCAGGAUAUUUAGGUCGAUAUUGUAAUUUAUUGCCAUGUGAUUGGGCGCCAUGUUUGCAAAACUCAGUUUGCGAGAAUAUCGUAGAGCCUCGAGCUAAUCCUAAAAGUUACAGAUGCGAAUGUCCCGAUGGAUACACUGGCAAAGAUUGUCUAACAAGAAUAAAUUAUUGUAACCAAAUGCCAUGUAAAAAUGGUGGCAAGUGCAUUAGUACUCCUCUAAAUUACACCUGUCAGUGUCCUCAAAUUUUUACGGGUCCCAAUUGUGAAAAUGAACUCUCAUUAAAUUAUGUGAUGCAAUUUACAAAAUCCGGAACGACUGAUUAUGUUAAAUGGACAAAUUUGAAAGAAGAUUUGUCCGAGUUGAGUGUGUGUCUCUGGAUUCAAUCUUUGGAUAAAUUUAAUUACGGAACAGUCUUGUCUUAUGCAAAUCAGAUCUAUGACAAUGCUGUCACACUUACUGAUUACAAUGGUUUUGUCUUCUACAUCAAUGGACAAAAAGUAAUCACGGAUAUAACAGCAAACGAUGGUUAUUGGCACUUUUUGUGUUUCACUUGGCAGGGAAGCAAUGGCCAAUGGAAUGCUUAUCUUGAUGGUAAACUUUUUACCAAUGGUACAUCACUAUCCAAUGGGACUCUAAUUAAAGGAGACGGAAUUUUGAUCGUUGGUCAAGAACAAGAUAAAAUUGGUGGGCAAUUGUCCGAAUCGGAAUCAUUUAUUGGAAAAAUAGCACAUCUUAAUUUGUGGGACACGGUUUUGGAGAGAGAGGCAAUUGAAAAUUUUGGUGAAACUUGUAAAAAUUAUUUUGGAAAUUUAUAUGCAUGGGCAAAAAUGAGAGAGAAUAUUCACGGCAAUAUUAGGAUUUUGCAGAGUGAGUUUUGCAAGGGUUGUCCCGAAUUGAUGGCACCUUCCAAGGGAAACGUAAGUAUUAGUGAAAAAUUGGAAGCAACCUACACGUGUGAUGAGGGAUAUCUUGUAAAAGUCGGACGACAAGAAAUGAAAGUUUUGAAAAGGAAGUGUCUUCUGCAAGGUGAAUGGGAAGGUCACUAUACACCAAUUUGCGGUAGAGUCAAAUGUGGCUUUCCGGGUUAUUUUCCACGAGGACACAUACGAGGACGAUCUUAUCUUUUCGGUGACGAAAUUAAUUAUUUCUGUAACGAGGGUUACGAACUCAAGGGUAAUGUCCAUCGAAUUUGUAAUUCCAAUGGAGAAUGGAGUGGACAACAACCGUUUUGCGUCGGCAUCACCUGCAAGAAUCUCUUGGCCCCAGAAAACGGUGAUAUCGAAUACAUAAUUGAAGAGCAUGAAACAAACGACACAACACUAUUGCAGGUUGGACAACAAUUAGAAUUCAAAUGUAAUUCCGGCUUUCGACUGCAUGGUGAAAAUAUUUUGACCUGUCUAGAAAGUGGACUUUGGGAUUACGAGAUUCCUAAGUGCCUAAGUUUUGGUUGUCCACUUCCAAAAACAAUUAAUAAUGGAUACAUUGCGACAGUCAUUUCGGACUCAGAAAACAAUUUAAGAGAUAAAAAUGACACGGUAUUUUUCAACAAUGACAUCGUGGGAAUUUCUUGUAUGCCCGGUUUUAAAUUUCAAGGGAAUCACAACCUCGUUGCGGAGUUUCGUCUUCAAUGCACCAGUUCGAGUAGAUGGAUGGGUUUUGUGCCAAAUUGCGUGCCCCGGAAAUGUCCAUUGCCAAAAUUGCCAAUAAAUGGCAGGAUUCUACUUCAGUUGACAAACAAGACAACUAUCGAAAUCGAUGACAAACACACAAAUUCCUCUGUAUUGGAAAAAAUUCACGAUAUUGAAAGUUCCCUUAGUCCCGGUACUCGAAUUUCAAUAGAAUGUCAAAGUGGUUUUAGAAUAAAUGGAAAUAAUUCGGGUAUUUGUACACUUAACGAAACAUGGACGAACGAUUUAAGUUUUUGUCAAAUACAAAAAUGUCCCCUUAAAAUAUCACCAAUUUUGCCAGUUUUUGAUAAAUUUUUCGGAAAAAGUGAACAAGUUUGGCAAGAAAAACGAGAUAUUAGCCACAUUUUUGGGAAUUUUCUUGUUCGAUUCGAAGGAAAUUUUUAUGAUGAUAGAAUAAUUUUCUCCUGCCACAAUCAAACAAUUUUCCAAAUUGAAAAUAGGAGAUUUCUCGAAAUUCAAUGGAAAUGCAGUGAAGAUGGAAUUUGGAAUUUCGAGAAUCGGGAAAUGAUCCAAGAAAGUAAAAUUUUAGAUUCACUUUUUGAGAAAGGGGGGGAAAUAUGUGAGACCGUCAAAUGCACGAGACCGAAGAUUUCAGACAAUUCUUAUAUCGUCAAUGAUGACAGAGAAGAAUUUAAUAAAACUUUCUAUAUCGAUGAUAUUUUGCACUUUAAAUGUCGUCAGGGAUUUUUUAUCGAUGGUGUACAAUAUUCAAAAUGCCUGUUCAAUGGUUCUUGGUCGAAUGUUCCGAAAUGUCAAUCUAUUAUCUGUGAGAAUCCAACUCUACCACCUCAUGCCGAAUUAAAGUACGCAAACUACAAACCGACUAAAUACAUUUUCGGAAAUAUGUUAAUUUAUCAAUGCAUUCCUGGUUAUCGAAUUUAUGGACAAGGAAUAAUACGAUGUCUCUCUAAUGCAAAAUGGUCAAGAAUUCGAGGAAAAUGUGGCAAAAUUUUUUGUGGACCACCUACAUUUUCUGAUCAACUGACAAUUAAGGGGAAUUCAUAUUUUUUUGAAGAUCAGUUAAUUGUCACUUGUAAGAAUGGGGGAAGAAGCGCUAAAAUUAUUUGUAAAAGUGACGGAAAUUGGAGCAAGUUAGUUAAAUGUCACGAAUAGAGAAACCUUCUUUAAAAAAUUUCACAUAAAUGUAAAAAUAAAAAUAGUUUUUCAUAUUUAUGAAUUUUACGAAUUUUAUAAAGAAUACAAAGUUAUAUUUUUAUCCUUAAAAUUAUAAUACAAACAUAAAGAGAAUGAAAUUAAGAAUAAAAAUUAAAAAUAUUUUUAAGUACUUUUAUAUAAUAAAUAAUAUUGUAUUUAUAAUUUAUAUGUAGUAUUAAAUAUUUUGUGCCAUAAAGAAAUAUACAGUCUUUCAAAAAAUAAAAAGCGAACAAAAAUUAAAAUAUUUCGGUUUUUUGUGAAUUCAUUGUUAAAAAUUAAACAUCGUAAAAAAAUAAAUAAAGAAACGCACAAGGGUAGAUUUAUAAAAACAACACUAAAAAUACGAAAAGAAGAAUAAAUUUUUAUUUAAAAAACAGUUUCGAUAAAAUUAUUGAAUCCUGCUUUUCACGAGGCGAUUUCAUUAACAAUAAAAUUCGUCGAUGAUAACAGGAGAGUGUCUCACAGUGAUUGCUUACAAUUACCAUUAAAAUUAUUAAUAUUAUUAUUAGUUAUUUUUUUUUUACCUAUUCUGCAAUUAUUUGUAACAAUCUAGAUUUUGGCAUAAAUACACUCGUAUAUUACAAAUUUGCUCCGUUUUGUGCAUCUUUUUUUGUUGCCACAAAAUGGAGCAUUACACAUUUCUUCUAACUAUAUAAAUACAUUUAAUGAAACGAUUCGAACAAAAAAUGCAAAAACCGUUUAAAAAUAUGUCUCGUAAAAUUUGCGAGAAAAAAAAGUAAAAAAAAUUGUUAUGAGCAUCAUUUAUUUAUUUUUAUUUCUUUAUUACUACUUAAAUCUAGAAAGGAAAGAGAAAACUACACAAUAAAAACUGCAAAAAAAUCAUGCUACGGAAGAACAAUUCACAACAAUUCUUUUAAACUUUUUUUACACUUCAAUAUUUUCUUUUCUUUUAUUGUACAGAAAAAUGUAAAUUUAUACUUUUUUCAAAAAUUUCAAUUAAACUAAAAAUUAAUUUAAACAUUGAGGUUUU